GCGGAGCUGGCGGAGCGCAUUGGGGCGGCCGGCGGCGGCCGCGGCUCCAGGUGUCCAUGGUUAGUUGUUCAGGAAGAAUUACUGUGGAAGUUCCAUCUCUGGAAAGCUCCGUUUCCAGAGAUGACAUUUCCAUCUCCUCAGCAUUACUGUAGUGGUUACAGCUAUGCUGUGGCAGAAUAGGAAUUGCUUCUGGACUUGUCCAAGGUUGUAAGAGGGUUGUGACACUUCAGGUUCUAUGUAAUCUCAUUGGGCAACAGCAGUGGAACUCGUCUGUCCAAAAUGGUUUAUGGUGAAUUUUUCCGCAGACCUGGCAAAGAUGCAGAACUUAUCAAUUUGAAUGUGGGUGGCUUUAAGCAAUCAGUGGAUCAAAGCACCUUGCUCAGAUUUCCCCAUACCAGACUUGGAAAACUUCUCAAAUGCCAUUCAGAAGAGGCUAUUCUAGAGCUGUGUGAUGAUUAUAGUGUGGCAGACAAGGAAUAUUACUUUGACAGGAAUCCUUCCUUGUUCCGGUAUGUUCUGAACUUUUACUAUACGGGCAAACUUCACGUUAUGGAAGAACUUUGUGUCUUUUCCUUCUGCCAGGAAAUAGAGUACUGGGGGAUAAAUGAGCUGUUUAUUGAUUCCUGCUGCAGCAAUCGGUACCAAGAACGGAAAGAGGAAGGUCCUGAAAAAGACUGGGAUCAGAAGAGCAACGACAGUAUGGACUCCUCCAAUGAAGAGUCAUCCAUAUUUGACAAAGAGCUAGAAAAGUUUGAUAAUCUGUGUUUUGGUGAAAUAAGAAAGAAGAUCUGGGUCAGGAUGGAAAAUCCUGCAUACUGCUUGUCUGCCAAGUUAAUUGCCGUGUCAUCCCUGAGUGUUGUUCUGGCAUCAAUUGUGGCCAUGUGCAUUCAUAGCAUGCCAGAAUUUCAAAGGCUGGAUGCCAAUGACAGGGAGAUUGGAGACCCUGUGCUGGAAGCUGUGGAGAUUACAUGCAUCAUCUGGUUUACUGCUGAGCUAGUGAUCAGGCUUUUCACUGCUCCAAGUCAGAAGAAGUUCUGGAAGAAACCACUGAACAUCAUUGAUUUUGUCUCUAUUAUCCCAUUUUAUGCCACGCUGGCUGUGGACACGAAGGAAGAAGAGAGUGAAGAUAUUGAGAACAUGGGGAAGGUGGUUCAGAUCCUGCGGUUAAUGAGGAUAUUUCGCAUCCUGAAACUGGCCAGGCACUCCGUGGGACUGCGGUCUUUGGGCGCCACUUUGAGACACAGCUACCAAGAAGUUGGGCUUCUGCUUUUGUUUCUGUCAGUUGGGAUUUCUAUCUUUUCGGUGCUUGUCUACUCCGUGGAGAAAGAUGAUGACUCAUCAGAACUGCAGAGCAUCCCUAUUUGCUGGUGGUGGGCAACCAUCAGCAUGACCACUGUUGGUUAUGGGGACACUUACCCGGUCACGCUUGCUGGAAAGCUGCUCGGCACCCUCUGCAUUAUCUGUGGGAUUCUGGUGGUAGCACUUCCAAUCACCAUCAUUUUCAAUAAGUUUUCUAAGUACUACCAAAAGCAGAAAGCUAUUGAUAGAGACCAGUGCAACAAUGAUCGCAAGGAGAAAAGCAAUGACCUACCCUAUUUUAACAUUAGGGAUAUUUAUGCAAAAAAGAUGCACUCCUUCAUUUCCAGCCUUUCUUCAGUAGGAAUUGUAGUCAGCGACCAAGAGUCAACAGAUGCCUCCAGUAUCCAAGAUAUGGAGGAUGUUUAUAACACAGUAUCUUUAGAGAAUGGUACAGGAAAAUGAGUUGAAUCAUGUUCGUUUCUCUUUAUUUCUCUUCUGGUUCUUGGUAAAUGUGGACUGACAAACUUCAGUGAAUUCAUUAAGAGCAGUUGAUUCUCAGGGUACUUAAAUCUCAGCCAUAUUUGGACAUUCUUUGCUCUGAGGAUGCCAUAAAAGCUUCAUUGUUUAUAUGAGGCUUUAAAAUAUGCCUCAUACAGUGGUUUAGUUUUUACACAACUAGUGUUAUGCAUUUUGGGGACAAAAAGCUGGGAAAAGAAUUUUACAUGUGAGAUAAGUGGGGUUGUUUUUUGUUUUGUGGGUAUUGUUUGAUUUGUUCAUUGUUUUUUCCCCUGCAGCAUUCUUAUAUCUUGCACAGAAUUAGCUUUUAUAAUUUGCUGCUCUUCAGAUAGAGUUGUAUUAAAAAUUUGUAAGAACAAUUGCACAAGUUAGUGAAGUUUUCACCUGCAAAUACAUUAGAUAAAUGAAGUAAUCAUGUACAUGUAAAACUGUGUUCACUAACACAUUUAUGUAAUUUUAGAGUUGGGAACCCAUUUCCUAAGUUCGGGCAGAAAAUAUAUUGGUACAUAUUGUU
This is a messenger RNA of Serinus canaria (Common canary), 2329 nucleotides long. It is a transcript of the gene KCNS3, whose product is annotated as potassium voltage-gated channel modifier subfamily S member 3. The transcript is spliced from 3 exons. NCBI's taxonomy places the organism in Eukaryota, Metazoa, Chordata, Aves, Passeriformes, Fringillidae. Gene Ontology annotation, molecular function: protein binding; voltage-gated potassium channel activity. Gene Ontology annotation, biological process: potassium ion transmembrane transport; protein homooligomerization. The coding region runs from base 280 to 1761 and encodes 493 amino acids. The record is from RefSeq and is a predicted model, not a curated record. Gene Ontology annotation, cellular component: membrane; voltage-gated potassium channel complex.